Messenger RNA from Parnassius apollo (apollo), 813 nucleotides. Lineage: Eukaryota; Metazoa; Arthropoda; Insecta; Lepidoptera; Papilionidae. The record is from the annotation of a GenBank genome assembly.
UUGGGACAACAAUCGUCCGGUUCCACCAAAUGUCAUCUAUAUGGGUGGCUUACAUCAAAAACCUCUGAAAAAGUUACCAACGGAUCUAAAUACGCUUCUGAUUCUUCAGUAAACGGCGUCAUAUACUUCAGUUUAGGCACUAAUGUAAAUCCAUCUUUGUUACCUCCAGAAAAAAUACAGAUAUUUUUAAAUGUUUUCUCUCGACUACCUUACGAUGUCUUGUGGAAAUGGGAUUCGAAUGCUCUAAACAACAUACCCAAAAAUAUAAAAAUAAUGAAGUGGUUUCCUCAAUCUGACCUACUAAGACACUCAAAAGUUAAACUUUUCAUAACACAAGGUGGAUUGCAAUCAACAGAUGAAGCAAUAACAGCAGGUGUUUCGCUUAUUGGAAUACCUAUGCUUGGGGACCAAUGGUACAAUGUUGGACAGUAUGUUCGUCAUGGAAUAGGAAUAAAACUCGACUUGGAAACUUUAACAGAGGACAUAUUAGCAGCAGCUAUAACGGAUGUAAUUGGAAACGAUAGCUAUCGUCGCAAUAUUCAACGCCUCCGGUCAUUAAUGCAUGACACGCCACAAAGUCCACUAGAGCGAGCAGUGUGGUGGACAGAGUAUGUGCUGCGUCACGAAGGAGCUGAGCAUUUACGGGCCCCUGCUGCGAACUUAACUUGGAUAGAAUAUUAUGAAGUUAAACUACUUUUAAUUUUAUUAAUUUCUCUCUUUUUUGUUAUUGGACUAUGUGUCAUUGCAUUGUACUAUUUGCUACAUUUUUUUUCAACUAAGGCAUUAGUAAAUCAGAAAGUAAAAUCAAAUUAA